Cynara cardunculus var. scolymus (artichoke) is the source of this 1073-nucleotide messenger RNA. RefSeq names its product gamma carbonic anhydrase 1, mitochondrial-like. Lineage: Eukaryota; Viridiplantae; Streptophyta; Magnoliopsida; Asterales; Asteraceae. The transcript is spliced from 5 exons. The coding region runs from base 60 to 791 and encodes 243 amino acids. The record is from RefSeq and is a predicted model, not a curated record.
AUACAAACGCAGGUGUCAAAAAGGGGUAACGCUUGAACAGAGUCAAACACUGAUCGGCCAUGGGAACCCUAGGAAGAGCAGCAUACACAGUCGGGUUUUGGAUCCGGGAAACUGGCCAAGCCAUGGAUCGUCUAGGUUCACGCCUCCAGGGCAACAACUUCUUCAAAGAACAACUGUCCAGGCAUCGACCUCUUAUGAAUGUAUAUGAUAAAGUCCCUGUUGUUGCUAAGGAUGCAUUUGUGGCUCCAAGUGCUUCUAUCAUUGGGGAUGUCCAAGUGGGAGCAGGAUCGUCUAUUUGGUAUGGAUGUGUUUUGAGAGGUGAUGUGAACAGCAUUAGUAUUGGAUCUGGCACUAAUAUACAGGACCACUCACUUGUCCAUGUUGCAAAAUCUAAUCUACCUGGAAAGGUGCUUCCGAUAGUGAUUGGGGACAACGUGACUGUUGGUCAUAGUGCUGUUUUACAUGGAUGCACUGUUGAGGAUGAAGCAUUUGUUGGUAUGAAAGCUACACUUCUUGAUGGGGUAGUCGUAGAGAAGCAUAGCAUGGUUGCUGCUGGAGCCCUUGUAAGACAGGACACUAGAAUUCCGAGUGGCGAGGUGUGGGGAGGUAAUCCUGCUAGGUUCCUGAGAAAGCUUACAAACGAAGAGAUAGCCUUCAUCUCCGAAUCGGCUGCCAAUUACAGCAGCCUCGCCCAAGUUCAUGCCACUCAGAAUGCAAAGCAGUUUGACAAGACCGAAUUCUUAAAAGUACUACAAAAGAAGGCCAAUGAAGCCCGGACUCUGCUUCAAUAAUUGUCGACAAUAGCAAGAAAGACAGUUUCUUGCGAAUAAAUCUGCCACAAGGUAGUUGUUUUUUGGAGUUUGAUGUUGACGAAUGCCUGUUCUUUUAAGCAAGUUAUAAUGCAUAUUGGAUCAUUGGUGUCUCUCUCUUUUGAAAUAAGGGGAAAAAAACUUAUUACGGUUAGAGUUGUUAACAGUUACAAUCUGUUGUAUUGUUUCUUUUUACCAUUCUUACAUCGAAGACCUUGAUGUGGAUUUGAUAUCAUUUAUGUGGAUUACAUGAAGUUUUUGGGG